Lytechinus pictus (painted urchin) is the source of this 5182-nucleotide messenger RNA. Its product is annotated as coiled-coil domain-containing protein 63-like. Lineage: Eukaryota; Metazoa; Echinodermata; Echinoidea; Temnopleuroida; Toxopneustidae. Gene Ontology annotation, cellular component: axoneme. Gene Ontology annotation, biological process: cilium movement; outer dynein arm assembly. The record is from RefSeq and is a predicted model, not a curated record. The transcript has 12 exons. Bases 146 to 1858 code for a protein of 570 amino acids.
AUACACAAUAAUUCUCUCUUUAUAUCUACCGUACCGGGUAGCUGGCUGAGGUUGAAGUGCAUUGGUUAUUGCGAUUCGACAUCGAAAAUAAAAGACUUUUGAAAAUAUUUUGUGGAGCUUGAAUAAAUUCAGUUAGACUGACAUCAUGCCUCGAGGUGCCCCUAGAUCUGCGAGCCGUCGCUCAGACAUCAGCGAUGUCGAUGCUGAUCAACAGUUAGCUGAAUCUGAGCUGAGUAAGCUUCAGCGGCAGUACCGUAUCAUGGAAGGCGAUCGCAAUGCUUACAACAUUGAAUCCCAAGACCUUAUUAGGCGCCAACUUAAUGAGAUCACGACCUUGGAAGCCGAGAAAGAGGAGUUGAUGAAAGAUUUCAAAUUGUCCGACAGUCAGACCAACCAGUCAAGAGAUGGAGGCAACGUUGAUAAGCUUAAUGCCCUUCUGGAUGAAAGAGAUAAUUUCAUGCAGCAGGUGAAGGACGAGAAGGAUAAGCAGGCGGAACUGGACACCAAGAUCCGCAAGAAAGAGAAGGAGAUUCGUGAGCAGCACAAGUGCAUGGGAGGUGUGCAUGCGAGUCAACAUCAUACACAGAAAACCAUCAAAGCUAUCAGAGUCAAGGAAAACAGGUUACACCAGGCCAAUGAGAAGUUCAAUGCCAUGCUGACAGAAAAUGCUAGCCUUCGCGAGGAGAUUGACAGCUUUAGAGUGGAGCGUACUCGGUAUGAAAACAUCCGCAAGAAACUUGACAAGGAAAAGUCUGACUUGAGACAGGAGAUUGGUGAGGUGAUUGACCAGUCGACCCAGGCCUACGACUCCAGGGACGAAGCCCAGGCCAAGAUGAUCCUCCUCAAGGAGAAAGCCGAUAAGGACAUGGCCCAGCAUCAGCAGGAGAUGAAGGAGCUCCAGCGGAUCAUCGACCACGACAAGAAGCUCCGGGAGUUCAUGAACAUCAAGGGCAAGGAAAGGGAGGAGGAUGACUACCUGAAGGCAUGGAGACAGAAGAAGGAAAUGGAAGCUGCAGACAAGCGUCGUCGUGAGCGACAGGAAGAUUCUAUCGAGGCGUAUGAGGCUGCCUUUGAGCGCAUCUCAGAGAUCACCAAGGAGGAGGACCUGGCUCUCUUGGUCAAGAAGUUCAUCGAGACGGAGGACAGGAACUUUGCUCUCUUCAACUUUGUCAAUGAGAAGAACAACGAGAUGGAGAUGCUUUCGGACCAGAUUGAAGAGAUUAAGGCGGAGAUGCGUGAGUUUGAGCACCAGGGAUCUGAGAUGGAAGCCGAGCGCAAGGCAAUCUUGAAGGACCUAGAGGAGAGGCAGGUUGCUGCCACCAAGAAUGCCGAUGAAAAUGAUGCCAAGGCCAAGAGCGUUAACAAGAUCUUAGACCAGCUCAAAGGAGGCGUGAACUCACUAUUCACCAAGACAAACUGUGACAGUUCAAUGAUCACCAGUAUGCUCGGCAGUGCUGCGGGAGUGACUGACGAUACCAUCAUGCAGUAUCUGGGGUUGGUUGAACAGAGGACCAAUGAACUCCUCACUGUCAGCAUCUACCAAGAUGGCAAGAAUGCAGAUCAGGUUGAGUCCAAGGUACCAGGCCUUCUUGGUAAGGGCCCCAUCGCAGCACCCGCUCAGCUCAACAUUCUACCACCCUCUACAGGAGACGAGUAUGACAGCGAUCAAGGAUCUGAAAUGAGCGACGAUGAUAAUAGACCGCUCACGCAAAAUGAACUCAAGCAGAAGAUCAUGAAAGGGGUUUUGAAGCGAGAGGAAGCCGCAAAGAAGAAGGGCUUUCAGUACGACCUGUCAGGAGCCAAGGAGUUAAAGCAGAAACAAGCCAUCCCAGACAAGAAGAGAGGAACCAAACAUUAAGAGUAUAGUUUGUAUGAAACAUGAAUACGAAGAAGAUUUAUAUAUUGUACACUUAUGGGGCAUUGCAAGAAACUUGCGAUCAAUUGCAAGUCUACUUUUGGCCCCUAAAUCAAUCACAUGUCUAACCUUUAAUUGUAAAUAUGUGAUUGAUUGCUGAACUGAUGCAACAAGGAGUGUAAUCUGAUUUUUUUAGAGCUAAGAUUGAUCUAUUGAUUGUGAAAUUGCAACAGAAAAUUUGCGAUCGAUCGCAAAUAUUUUCUUGCAACACCCCUUAGUCUACGAGCUGAUGGUCUAAUUCUGAGAUCGCCUAAAGACCUCGGCAUGUCUUACGACUGGUCCGCAAUCCAAUUUUGGAGCAAAUUGCAUUUUGCAUAUUCCAAAGUCGGGUCGCAGACCAAUCGUAAGGUGUACGAUGGCCUUAAGACUAUCAUGGCUAACCCUAGUCCCUUUAUUUUCAAUUUUGGUCUAAUUGAACCGUAUCACUUGUCAUUAAGUCUAAUGCCUAAAAUGGUCUAAUUUUCAUCUCGUCUACUAAUUAUUUUGCGCCUUGUCUGAAGACAUGCUGGGUUCAUGAACAAGUUCGUCUGAUCAUACAGAUUCAUGGAGUGUUGGAAGAAACUUGCAAAUCAGUUUUGGAUGCCAAAACGAAUCAUAACUCGUGGACUUAAGGGCAAGUUUGCACUCAAUUGCUUGGGUCUGCUUUUUUUAAACAAGUAGUUGAAUUUGAUUUACUCUAUCACUUGUACAUUUGCAACAAAUGUUUGCAGUUUGUAUCAAAUAUUUUCUUUCAACACACCAUAAGUGAUGUUAGACCAAGUGGAUGUAAGACAAAAUGGGUGUACCCUUUAAUACUGGAAAUGAGAAAAAUUGGUAUAGGCUAAAUGGCAAUAGACCAGUUCGUAGUUACUUCAUGGACAAAUGACCUUUCAUUUCUUUCAUUAUGAUAGGCAGAUUUCAAAGCAAGAUAUUACGUAAGCGUGCCUUACAUAGCAGUAUGAAGAAAUUGAAUAGACCAGUUGACUAGAAUAGCACACCAAUGAACACUUUAUGAAGGUAUUUGUUGCAUUCCUACUUUGAAUGCAUAUCAUAGCAUGUUGCGCAAUAUACUUGGCAAACUGUGGACGCAUGGUUGUUUCUUGUGGAUGUAAAUGAAAAACACAAUUCAAAGGAAUAUAUGAAUAAUCAAGACAUCAAAGUUGGUGCUUAUCUCAUUAGAUUUUAAACCACCAUGUCACUUUAGUACAAGUGACCUUCCUCUGAUCAUGCGCAGAAAGGAACUACGAACUGGCUUAUUAGACCAAACGGUUGGGUAGACAAACUAGGACUAGGCAAUGAGGGAUGAGAUGAAAUGGAAAGUAGACAAAAGUGGGAGUAGACCAAGUGGCAAUUUACCUUUUUAGAUAAUAUAUUUAAAGGGGAAUGAAACCUUUGGAACAAGCAGGAUUGUGUUGAAAUAGAAAAAUCAAAGAAUAAGAACAAAGAAAGUUUGAGAAAGAUCAAACAAAUAAUGAGAAAGUUAUGAGCAUUUGAAUAUUGCAAUCACUAAUGCUAUGGAGAUCCUCCUAUUGGCAAUGCGACAAGGAUGUGUGAUGUCACAUGUGAACAACUUUCCCUUUGAUGGACUGUAAAAUACCCCCAAAAUGUCUGCUUUUUUCUAUGGUGAUGCAAACUCUUUAUCCAUGAUUUAUUCUUUAAAAAUCUGUAUUACAUGCCCUCCUAUAGAAAGAACACGUGAUCUACUGAUAGAUGUGAUAAAAGAGGCAGUUUAAGUGAAAUAUAUUCUAAAGUAAUGGGGAGAGUUGUUCACAAGUGACAUCACACAUCUUUGUCGCAUUGCCAAUGUGAGGAUCUUCAUAGCAUUAGUGAUUGCAAUAUUCAAAUGCUCAUAACUUUCUCGAUUAUUUGUCAGAUUUUUCUCAAACUUUCGUUGAUCUGUUUCUUUGAUUUUUCUGUUUUCAAACAAGCUAUCUUGUUCUAAAGGUUUCACAAAGAGUUAAUCGAGACUCGACCAUAAAAUAAUAAUAAUAUGCAACAUUUAUAUAGAGCUUAAUGUGUUUCUAAGCGCUGCAUACAAUGUACUAUUACCCUGGCUUUAGCACAGCUACCCUGAUAGGACGCUCGAGCAUUCAAGGAAUUCCAUCCUACGGGGUACCCAUUUACUACACCUGGGUGGAGAGUGGCAAAUGUAGAUAAACGCCUUGCCAAAGGAUGCGAGUGCUGCGGUGGGGUUGUGGAUCUUGUGGUUCAAAGUCCGUUGAGCCACAACACCUCUACAUAAAAGACAUAAGUGAUUCAGCCCCACCCCCCUCCCACUUGCACGGGCCAGUCUCACAAAGAUUUGCAAAAGAUUCAAAUUGGGAUCGAUCUCAAGUUGUGUAAGGAAGAGAUAGUAUUUGAGAUCAACUCAAUUUGGGAUUAAUUUGAAUUUAUAUGUUGCAAAUCUUUGUGUAACUGCCCCAAAAUCCAAUAAAAAAACCCAGAUUUUUAAGACACUCUAUCAAAAGUCAGAGCCACGUACGUCUUUCUUGCAGGAAUCCUGAAAAUAGUGUAGUAGGUUUCAUAGUACACCAUGUAUCUUUAUUGGGCAUGUGUUGGUCUUGAAAAGGACCACCCAAUCACGACGAUUCGACAAGUGUGUUCUUGUCGUCUUCACAAGUUCUCCUGAAGACGACAAGAACACACUUGUCGAAACGUCGAGAUUGGGUGGUCAGGACCAACACUUGCCCGAGAAAGAUACUUGGUGUACUGUGAAACCUACUACACUAUUCUUCUUCGCCAUGGAAACCUUCAGAAGUUCAAUCCUGCAAGCAGUUUUUCAUUUUAAAUCACCACAGUCACCAUAGACAAAAUAUUGGAGACUGCAGGAAAUCUGCAAUGAAGAGACGCAAAGCACAUUAAUAACGAGAUUCCCGCUGAAAGACUAAGUACAGGCUUCCUUUGUCAAGUUGCUUUUUUUUUGUCUUUCCAUGAUUAUAAUUAAGAUGUAUAAGAUGUACAUGUAGUUACCCUUAGCCUUUGUUCAUAACAACAAAUCCUUCAGCUUUGUAAUUAAAACAUAACAAACUAUGGUUCAAGAAUUGUAUUUUCUAAAUUACAUAAUUUUUUCUUAUGCAUAAAUGUAUGUAAAAAUAUUUAUAUCAUUGUUCAAAAGAGAAAUUUCUUACUCAUUUUUGUUUGAUUAUGUAUUCCAUUUUUGCUUUUAUCAUGAUUACUUUUGUACAAAACUUUAUGACUGUGUUUGAAUUGACAUUUUAAGAAUGUUUGAAUUGUUGAAAUCAUUUCAUCACCAAAUUCAUGUGUUAUUAAAAAGUUGUACAUACCAUA